AUGGGAGACCGGGGAGGUUUCCGUGGCGGAUUCGGUAGCGGUGCAGGACGAGUUGGUCGUGGAGGAAUCGGAGGUGAACGUGGUCGAGGUGGCCGUGGAGGCCGUGGCGGUCGAGGUGGGAGAGGAGGACGAGGCGAACAGGAACCAAUUAUCGCUAGUGCGUUAGUUGGGCCAUUUCGUUUUCGUUCCCAACUAAACAGUCCUUAUGCCAGAGCCGGACGUGGAGGUGAGAAGGAGUCCGAAUGGGUACCGGUAACGAAACUUGGACGUCUUGUCAAAGAUGGAAAGAUCACAACCCUUGAGGAGAUAUACCUUAAUUCUCUUCCGAUCAAGGAGUACGAAAUUAUUGACACGUUGUGCUCUAAGCUUACUGAUGACGUGCUCAAGAUCACUCCUGUGCAAAAGCAAACAACCGCUGGUCAGCGUACUCGAUUUAAGGCAUUUGUUGCCAUCGGAGAUCACAACGGUCAUGUUGGACUCGGAGUGAAAUGUUCGAAAGAAGUAGCAACGGCUAUUCGUGGUGCCAUCAUUGCCGCUAAGCUAGCCGUUAUCCCAGUUCGACGUGGUUACUGGGGUAACAAAAUCGGUCUUCCUCACACUGUUCCCUGUAAAGUCACUGGAAAAUGCGCCUCCGUCACGGUGAGGCUUGUACCGGCCCCACGUGGUACCGGAAUUGUCUCCGCUCCUGUCCCGAAGAAACUUUUGCAAAUGGCGGGGAUUCAAGACUGUUAUACAUCCGCCACGGGAUCUACGGCUACCCUUGGAAACUUUGCGAAAGCCACCUAUGCUGCACUCCAGCGCACUUAUUCGUAUCUCACACCUGAUUUAUGGAAAGAGGAGCCUCUGGACAAGACCCCAUACCAGAGAUAUCAUGAUUUUCUCAGUCGCGCUAUGUAA
Messenger RNA from Angiostrongylus costaricensis, 897 nucleotides. The record is from the annotation of a GenBank genome assembly. Lineage: Eukaryota; Metazoa; Nematoda; Chromadorea; Rhabditida; Metastrongylidae.